AUACGAGGAACGAAUAUUAGCCUUGAUUUAUGAAGAUGAUGACCAGGUGGCAUGUUCAACAAUGAACAAUUUCUUUUGCGGCUUGCACUUAUUAGUUGGCUGUGCUGAUGUGUGUGCAACAGCAAUGAAAAAAAUUGAAACUUUUAAUAUAAUAUCCAUUAAUACCACUGAUAAUGAAACAAAUGAACAGCAGAUUGAUGGAGGGGAUGAACUAGGCAUACACAUCAUCAAAGGAAAUGAAAGUGGUGCAGCUCAACUAAUAAGAUGCUGUAGUAUAAAGCCUUCACUCGUGGUGCUGAUGAAAAAUGUGGUGUUCAUGGAGCCUGGAAGUUGUACCGUGACAUACAAAAACAUAAAGUAUUAUUUCAACCUUUUAAGCACAGUAGUUUACUUCCACAGAGAAAGAAUUUUGACUUUCCUUGAAAAUUUCCAUGGAGUUACGAAUGGCUUAUUGCAACAGAUUGUAUUGGGUUUAAAAAACUAUACUUUUGUCGCUGGAUGCAGAGCGUUCGGGCUCAGUUCCAAACAAAUAACCUCACCACUAUGGCGCCUUAUUGAAGGCAAAAUACAUAUUUUGAAAAUGAACAAACAAUAUCUGGAUUUAUGCAAAUGUCUUGAAAAUUUGCAAAUUGUUACAUACACUGAAAGGUUUGUAGCAGGAGAUAACACUCCAUUCGACACUGUUGUUGAAAAUGAUGACAUAGUUCAUAAGGAAUUGGUGAAGUCAGGUUCAAGUGACAGCCUUACUGAAAGAAAGAAAGAAAGAAGUGUUUUAUUUAACGACGCA
Messenger RNA from Gigantopelta aegis, 787 nucleotides. RefSeq lists its product as uncharacterized. The transcript is spliced from 2 exons. The record is from RefSeq and is a predicted model, not a curated record. Gene Ontology annotation, molecular function: 3'-5'-RNA exonuclease activity. The annotation marks the transcript as partial. NCBI's taxonomy places the organism in Eukaryota, Metazoa, Mollusca, Gastropoda, Neomphalida, Peltospiridae.